AUGGAAAUCAAGAUUUACACUGGUUCUUGGUGUGCAAUACUACUCAGGAAUCUUGCUGAGGAGAUUGAAGGCCUUUUUUUAGCAAAUCAUCUUCAUCCUGACCACCAAGCCCUGAGAAUACUGAACUCCAAGCACUCCUUGCAGAUGACUACAGUCCGCUCAGUGGAUGGACAGCUAAUCUCAGAUCAUGUUGAGGUUCAUAAGUGUUGGGCUGAGUAUUUGGAGCAGCUUUACCCAGGUAUACUGAGCAGUGUGAUGCCACUGCACAGCCAGCCACGAGAAGCUAGAGAUGGGCCGAGGGCCUACCUAGAGGCUCACCAUGAAAGACCCUCGUGGCAGGAAGUAAAGAGUGGAUACGGCCAUGUGUCCCUGUCCGCUGCUGUCACCACACCAUCGCCUGCUGAAACUACAACUCAGAAAAUAGAACCACUCACCACACAACCAGCCACUACACAGCCAGCUACUACGCAGCCAGCCACAACACAGGCAGCCACAACACAGGCAGUCACAACACAGGCAGCCACAACACAGGCAGCCACAACACAGGCAGCCACAACACAGGCAGCCACAACACAGGCAGCCACAACACAGGCAGCCACAACACAGGCAGUCACAACACAGGCAGCCACAACGCAGCCAGCCACAACACAGGCAGCCACAACACAGGCAGUCACAACACAGGCAGCCACAACGCAGCCAGCCACAACACAGGCAGCCACAACACAGGCGGCCACAACGCAGCCAGCCACAACACAGGCAGCCACAACACAGGCAGCCACAACACAGGCAGCCACAACGCAGCCAGCCACAACACAGGCAGCCACAACACAGGCAGCCACAACACAGGCAGCCACAACGCAGGCCAGCCACAACACAGGCAGCCACAACACAGGCAGCCACAACGCAGCUAGCCACAACACAGGCAGCCACAACACAGGCAGCCACAACGCAGCUAGCCACAACACAGGCAGCCACAACACAGGCAGCCACAACACAGGCAGUCACAACACAGGCAGCCACAACGCAGCCAGCCACAACACAGGCAGCCACAAUACAGGCAGCCACAACGCAGGCAGCCACAACGCAGCCAGCCACAACACAGGCAGCCACAACACAGGCAGUCACAACACAGGCAGCCACAACGCAGCCAGCCACAACACAGGCAGCCACAACACAGGCGGCCACAACGCAGCCAGCCACAACACAGGCAGCCACAACACAGGCAGCCACAACACAACAAUUCACAACCAAAACCUCUGUAAGCACCACCACCCCAGCCACUACAACAAGGACAACGAGCACAACCAACCAGCCUGA
Molecule: messenger RNA, 1317 nt
Organism: Penaeus chinensis
Lineage: Eukaryota; Metazoa; Arthropoda; Malacostraca; Decapoda; Penaeidae
Exons: 3
Coding region: 1-1317 (438 amino acids)
Source: RefSeq, a predicted model, not a curated record